Molecule: messenger RNA, 3982 nt
Organism: Linum trigynum
Lineage: Eukaryota; Viridiplantae; Streptophyta; Magnoliopsida; Malpighiales; Linaceae
Source: the annotation of a GenBank genome assembly
CCGUCUUAGUUCACGGUCGUGAACUGAAAGCCCAGACCGCGAACCAACGUUGAAACGCGCCGCAUCACUAAUCCCAGUUCAUGGGCAAUGGCCUGAGUUCACGGCCGUACGACCGUGAACUAACUCGUGUCCAGUGAAAACCAUUUGUGUUCUGGAUGCCUGAAAGUUUGUGGGAAUCGCCUUCAGUUCACAGUCUUAGUGAUCGUGAACUCACAGCCCAAACCGUGAUCUGCUGAUGUUUCCCCCGUUUGACUUGAUUUUUCGUCCUUUCGUCCAACUUGCGACUCUGGGGUUGAUUCCACCUGCCAAAGUCUGAAAAACACCAAAACAAGGCACAACCCGGCGUAAAACCAAACCUCCCGGAGUAAAAAUACUUCAAACGACUAAGCAAACUGGGGGUAAAAAGUGUACAAAUGAGCCCGAAUCAUAUUGGUUUCCUUGUCAAUCAGGUUUGAGAUCCUAGCAGAUCUAUCUAACUCAUUUGAAACUAAAUCUGGUGUGAAACUUGACUUGUUUGGUAUCCAUUUAUCAUACCAGACAUAAACAUCUUCUCCAUUGCCAACUCUCCAUCUCAAACCUUAUUGUAGGAGAUGCCUCGAGCUCAUGAGACUCCUCCACAUAAAACUUGCAUUUGGCCCCACUCUUGCACUUUUAAUAUCCGAAUUUGGGAAAUAACGAACUUUCAACAUCCUUGUAACGAAAGAUAUUGGACGAUUCAAUAUAUUCCAUACAUGUUUAGCCAGUAAUGCCUUGUUGAACGCUUUGAGGUCUCUGAAACCCAAUCCUCCCUCAUUUUUUUCAUCACAGUCUAUCCCAUUUAAUUCAACUGAUUUGACUCUCCUCCCUUUUUUGCUCCCACCAAAAGCUUGUGAUCAGAUUUUGAAUCUCAUCCAGGAUUUCCUCUGGAACCUGGAAUACCAUCAUAGGGUAAAUAACAUGGGCCCGAGCCACCGACAUAAUGAGCACUUCCUUCGCAACUUAUGAUAUAGUCUUCGCUUUCCAAUCUUUUAGUUUAUUUCUGAUUCUUUCUUUGAAACCAACAAAUAUAACUUUCUUUGAUCUCCCAAUAAGAGUAGGUAGUCCAAGAUACUUUUCAUGCUUGUCCACUUCCUUUAUUUCCAAAAUGUUGCAUAACUCUUGUCUUCUAUUUUUAUUGACUUUUUUGUUGAAAUUUAGCUAUGACUUAGAGAAAUUUAUUUGUUGUCUAGAUUCUCUCUCGUAGGUUCUUAUAAUCCAUCUGAGUUUUUCACUCUUCCUUUGUGGAUUUGGCGAAGACCACACUAUCAUAAGCAAAAAGCAGAUGGGAGACCUGUAGUGCUCUUUUGCUGAUUUUAAUUCUAUGUAGUCACCUCUUCCCUCUGCUGAUCUAAAUAAAGUUGAGAACCCUCUGCACAAAUCAUAAAGAGAUAGGGGGAAAGAGGAUCACCUUGUUUAAUCUCUCUUGUGGGUCGGAAAUCACUAGAUCUGUGUCCUUUAACCAGUACCGAGCACGUCACUGAUGAUAUACACAUCAUGAUUAAAUUGAUCCAUAUCUCAUGAAAUCCCAUUUUCCUCAUAACCUUUUCCAAAAAACUCAAUUCAACCCUGUUGUACGCUUUAGUUAUAUCUAGUUUUGCUGCAAAAAAAACCCUUCUUAAUAUUGCAGCAGUCCUUCAUGUGAUUGAAACAUUCGAAAGCUGCAAUUAUGUUGUCUGUAAUAAAUCUCCCUGGAACAAAUGCACUUUGUUCUUCACUGAUUAUCUUUGAAAGUAUGGCUUUGAGCCUGUUUGCCAAAACCUUUGAAUUCGGCUUGUAGAUUACCUUACAUAGACUUAUUGGUCUAUAUUCCUUCGGUUCGGUCGGAUUUUUAACCUUAGGAAUUAGAAAAAUACGUGUGUGAUUCAACUCUUCCGAGAGAUAGCCAUUUUCGAGGUAUCCCAAAACUGCAUUUGUGAUUUUUGGUCCCACAACCUCCCAAUUUCUCUUAAAGAAAAUGGCUGAAAAUCCCCCAUUUGCAUCAAGGCUUUCUCCCCCUCCUACGCUUUGAAAGGAGCCAACAAAAGGUUGUUCAUUUUUGCUAAUACUCGUUCUUGAAUGGCAUUGAUCACUUCAUUUGAUUCUGCCUCUGCCUCUGGCCCUUUUAGGUAUAGAUCCUCUAAAUAUCUGUUGAUAACCUCCAUAACCUCAUUUUGACCUCUGUAAAUUCUGCCCUGUUGUCCUUUUAGUUUCUUAAUAGUAUUUCUCUUUCUUCUGGCUUAUCAUGGAAGAACUUUGUGUUUUUGUCUCCUUCAUUGAUCCAUUCUACUCGAGAUCUCUGUCUCCAUUUGCAUUCUUCUUUCCGUAACAGAUAUGUUUUUCUGCCAAUAGGGAUCUCUUUUGUGCCAUAACUGUAUUCGUCUUCGGGCUUCUCCUUAACUUUUUUAGUUUUGUCUCUACAAACUCCAACCUUCUCUUUAUACUGCCGAAAUUUUCUUUACUCUAGCUUGUCAGCUCUUGUUCACAACUAUUCAGAAUAUGAAGAAUAUCAUCAUUCCUUCCUCUAUUCCAAACUCUUUCUACAACCUGCUUACUUUCUUCUUCUUUUAACCAGAAUGGAUCCACAUUGAAAUACCACCCCCACUUUAUUUCCUCUUCCUCAAAGCCUUUGGCGUCCAACAAUAUUGGGUAGUGAUAAGAUCCUUCCCACUCAAUCUGAGGCACUUUGGAAAGGUAGAACUUAUUUUUCCAUUCCAAAGUAGCAAAACACCUGCCAAUCCUUUCUUCAAUGUAUGCCUCUCCAACUCUAUUAUUUUUCCAAGUAUAGGGGUAGCUUUCAAAACCAUAGUCCAGAAGUCCACAACAUUCAAGAGAUUUUCUAAAGAGUCUGGCCAUUUGUUCAUCUAUUUGUCAGAACCAAAGUAUAGGGGUAGCCUUCAAAACCACAGUCUAGAAGUCCACAGCCUUCAAAACCAUGGCCUGAACUUUUCACAUAAUAAAUAUCCUGACCAAACUUUUCGAUCUAUAACAUCAUGACCCAAACUAUGCAUCAAAGUUACGAAGUUGGCCAAACCCUAGUAUUGAUCGUUAUGUUUAACGAUCAACCUGCCAAGUCAACAUAAAAAUACUUAAAAAAUCACUAAAUUUCACAUAUUAUGUAAUUUUGAAUUAUUAUAAUAAAAUUAAAAAGAAAAAUUAAAAUUUCAAAAAAAAAGAAAGAAAUUAAAUCCAUCCAUCUCAUCUCCCCCUUCCACUCCCUGCUGCCGAACAACCCCGCACCACCGCCACAAUGGCAAUCGCCGGCGGGAACACCAGUACGUCCACCAUCAUUUUGAACGUUUGUCUCCUCACCACCUUCUCGAACAAGAACUCGGUUAGGGUCAGCAGAAGCCCGUACCCAACGGGUGCCUUGACCGUGCAGAGAAAUCUGAUCGCAAAAUUGUGCCUCGAGGAAUCGGAUUGGGACGAUUCGGCGGAGCUUGGGUUUGCAAAGACAAGGAGAAUUGGGGAAAAAGUGACUAGAUCUAGGGAAUUGAGGAUGCAAACGAUGAUUUUCUGGAAAUUGUUUAAGAAGGAGAAGAGGGCAUUGAACCUUAAUUGUGACGCGGAGAUUAGGGAGUAAGUUGACACUGAGGAUAAACCAAGUCCGCCACGUCCAUAGUUUUAGACUCGAUUUUAGGGUUUUUUAUCAAUUCAUUUCUCCUCGAGCUCCUCUUCUUCCUCACCGUUUGUUGAAAUGGCUUCUCGGGGGUGGAAUCAAACUUGAGAGAUAGAUGAUGAGAGGAUCGGCAUGGUGGUUCGACAGUCUGCGGAGUCUGCUGGGUGAGGAAGCUUGACGUCGGAGGGAGAGGAGACGAUCGUUUUGGAGACUUGAAGUUUUUUGCCGAGGUGUUCGAGUUUCAGCCAUUGAAGCACUAGGGUGUUUGGGACCGUGUUUUAGUUGCAUGGACAUGGUUUUUGGCAUUUUGUUUUGCAGAAAUGGGAGAGAAGGAAACAGAAGGUGGUCUCAUAAAACAUUCCAUAUAGG